Ogataea philodendri is the source of this 837-nucleotide messenger RNA. RefSeq lists its product as uncharacterized. Gene Ontology annotation, molecular function: phosphatidate phosphatase activity. Gene Ontology annotation, biological process: phospholipid metabolic process. NCBI's taxonomy places the organism in Eukaryota, Fungi, Ascomycota, Pichiomycetes, Pichiales, Pichiaceae. The record is from RefSeq and is a predicted model, not a curated record. The transcript has a single exon. Bases 1 to 837 code for a protein of 278 amino acids.
AUGUCGACCGCUGUUUUCCCCAUCUUUAGGCAUCAGAUCUCGCUAUGGCUGGUUCCGUCUGUGUUUUCCAUUGUGUCAAUCUUCAUGGAAGUUGCAUGGACGCCUUUCCAUCGUCAGUUUCAUUCGCAGGACAUGCGAAUUAGCUAUCCGUUUACUCCAGACUCCAUUCCAGACUCCACGAUGGGCUUCUACGUGAUGCUGUGUCCUUGGAUGUUGAUUUUACUGGACAUUGUCAUUAGAAACAAAAGAAAUAUACGCGGCCAAUUCAGAAGCGUUUUCAAUUUGGGAAAUACAGCGCUUUUGGGUUUGUCAAUCUCAUUAACAUUGACGCUAUUUUUAACUGAGGUCCUUAAACUCAAGGUUGGAAGAUUAAGACCCGACUUCCUGUCCAGAUGCGGUUUACCAGAAGAAUUGCAACAAACACCUGGUCUCUACACAAUUGAGUUUUGUACGGCCCCUUACGGAAAAAGAAUCCUGGAAGACGCAUUUAAAUCAUGGCCUUCUGGCCACUCCUCAAUGACAUGGUCGGGUCUAUCGUACACCACCCUCUGGUUUGCUGGCCAAUACAAACUUUUUCUGGGAAAACCAGGAUUCCGCAUUACAAAGUUUGCGCUGCUUGCUCCGCUGCUAUUAGCUCUGCACAUCUGUAUCAGCCGGUCACAAGACUAUAAACACGACUUUAUCGAUAUCAGCUGCGGGUCUGUGCUGGGUUUUUCCAUUUCAUGGUGGACCUAUAAACAGUUUUUCCCUCCACUCAACUCCGAGGAAUGCGACGUUCCCCUGUUGGAAUUGGGACCACCCCAGCAGUCGUCGUCAGUCUCAGUGCUACCUGUUUGA